Molecule: messenger RNA, 1017 nt
Organism: Cadophora gregata
Lineage: Eukaryota; Fungi; Ascomycota; Leotiomycetes; Helotiales; Ploettnerulaceae
Exons: 2
Coding region: 1-1017 (338 amino acids)
Biological process (GO): microtubule-based movement
Cellular component (GO): kinesin complex; microtubule; centrosome
Molecular function (GO): ATP hydrolysis activity; microtubule motor activity; microtubule binding
Source: RefSeq, a predicted model, not a curated record
AUGUCCUUCCGGAAAAGCGCACCAACACUGCGAAAUGACAGCUCCUCACGCACGCACGCCGUCUGUCGCAUCAGAAUUGUCAACAAAGACGUCUCGGAAACUCCCGACGGCCUACUCUUUCUCAUCGACCUCGCAGGCAGCGAAGCAGCAGCCGACACUAAAGAGCACAGUGCCGAUCGAAUGAGAGAAUCGCGUGAGAUCCAUAAGUCUUUAUCAACGCUGAAAGAUUGUAUUCGAGGGAGAACGAUGUGGUACAUGGAUCAGGCGCAGGUGGGUCUUGGUGGAAAGUCAAACCCGGUUCAUAUUCCGUAUCGGAAUAGUACUCUCACGAAGGUAUUGAAACAUGUUUUUGAUACAAAAGGUCAUCGGCAUUGCAAGACAGCUGUUGUGGCAUGUUUGAGUCCGAACAUUGUUGAUGUUGGACCGACGAAGAAUACUUUUCGCUACGCCGAGCUGCUCAGAAUCCCAGUUCCGCCGUUCAAGAAGCCUCAGCACAAGGAAGAUAUGCCGUCGACUUGGACUUCGACAGUAUUAAAAGCUUGGAUCGAUGAUAAUUCCGGCAACCCACCAAUCAACUCCCCCCUCCUCGCACCAACAGAGAACGGAAUCCAGAUCUGCCGCCUCCCCAAAGGCGAGUUCGUAACACGGUGUCUAAAAACGCCUGGAGUUACCGAAGAACAAGCCCGAGCUUUCUAUGACAAGUUCUGGCGUCUACAUAUCGAUUCUCGGAAAGUGCUCAGCAGUACCUCCAACAAAACAAAGGGGGUGCAAGCGAAAGUACCAGAUAUACAGACACAGAAGUCUGAGGACGGUAGUGGGAAAGACACAGCAAGUGUGCCCUUUCAACAACGUCUCUGCCCAGGGAUGUUCAUCGAGCGCAAGAUGUCCUCUCAAUACCUCUCCAAGUUCAUGAUCAUGUGUCCCGUUGGCGCAUUUUCCAGCUCAACUCCCAACUCAACAUCGAAUUCCGCUUCUUCCCAGACUCAAUCCCAAGCACAAACCCCAGAAAAAUCUUAA